AUGUCUAAACCACAGACUCUCAGCCCUCGCUCCCUCCAAACCCGCAUCUCCCACAUCCUCAAGCAUUGGCCCUCAGACGCCGUCCGCCCGGCCUCCGUCUCAGUUCAGACCUACCUCCAAUCCCAGCUAGGCCAGCAACAGAAUGCAAAGAGCUCAUCACAGGCCGCGCCAUCGCCGGCGCCUACAACCCAGUCCACACCAAAGAUCUCCGAGUCCUCUGUGAACGCGCUUUCUGCGCUGCUUGAAAACCGCUUUGCGAACCGCUACCCCCUGACGCAGAAGAUUCGGUACCCAGCGAGUGACCCAGAGCACUAUGACAAUCUCAUCCGGGAAUUUGAGGAGGCGCCCAACCGCGACUGGGUUGGGCGGUUGCGCAAGAGAUUGGGUGGACUGUUGCGGCUCCAGUGA
Molecule: messenger RNA, 408 nt
Organism: Penicillium canariense
Lineage: Eukaryota; Fungi; Ascomycota; Eurotiomycetes; Eurotiales; Aspergillaceae
Product: ubiquinol-cytochrome c reductase complex assembly factor 2
Exons: 2
Coding region: 1-408 (135 amino acids)
Biological process (GO): mitochondrial respiratory chain complex III assembly
Cellular component (GO): mitochondrion; Cbp3p-Cbp6 complex
Molecular function (GO): ribosome binding
Source: RefSeq, a predicted model, not a curated record